Molecule: messenger RNA, 3866 nt
Organism: Labrus mixtus (cuckoo wrasse)
Lineage: Eukaryota; Metazoa; Chordata; Actinopteri; Labriformes; Labridae
Product: glycogenin-1-like
Exons: 7
Coding region: 1-1146 (381 amino acids)
Cellular component (GO): cytoplasm
Molecular function (GO): glycosyltransferase activity
Source: RefSeq, a predicted model, not a curated record
AUGACCCGGAAAAUGUGGGGCUUGAUUCCUGUGUUGGACUGCUCCCAGCUGCUGAAGCUCUGCUCUACGCAGUGCAAGCUCUCCGUCUGCCCCAUCACGACCCCCGCUUCCCGGGUGGACUCUACUCAGCGCGACAUGUCGGACCAAGCUUUUGUGACGUUGGCCACAAACGACAGCUACGCCAAGGGAGCGAUGGUUCUCGGCCAGUCGUUACGAAACCACAACACAACCAAGAAACUGGUUGCACUCAUUGGACCUCACGUUGCGGAGCCUUGCAGAGAAGCACUAAGCUCCAUUUAUGACGAGGUGUGUGUGGUGGACGUCAUGGACUCGGGCGACGCAGCUCACCUGUCCCUGAUGAAGCGACCAGACCUGGGAGUGACAUUCACCAAACUGCACUGCUGGACUCUCACGCAAUACAGCAAGUGUGUGUUCAUGGACGCUGACACACUGGUGCUAUCGAAUAUCGACGAGCUCUUUGAGAGAGAGGAGCUAUCUGCAGCGCCCGAUCCUGGCUGGCCGGACUGUUUCAACUCGGGGGUUUUCGUCUUCAGGCCGUCCAAUGAGACGCACGAGAAGCUGCUCGCGUUCUGCAGUGAAAACGGCAGCUUCGAUGGUGGAGAUCAGGGGGUUCUCAACAGCUUCUUUAACACUUGGGCAACCGCAGAUAUUUCCAAACACCUUCCCUUCAUCUACAACCUCAGCAGUAUCGCCAUCUACUCCUACCUGCCAGCUUUCAAACAGUACGGACGUAAUGCCAAGGUGGUGCACUUCCUGGGUAAGGUGAAGCCAUGGAGCCACUCCUACGACGCUCAGAGGGGAGUUGUGAAAGGUCACUCCCAGUCCCCUGAACUGUGUCAACUGCACCCCGACUAUCUGCUCAUGUGGUGGCAGCUGUACGCCCAAUCCGUAGUGCCUUUACUGCAGCAGGCGUACGGGGAGACUCCCUUCAACAGCGGCUUCUUCGAUUCGAGCGAGGACGGCAAUCAUGAGGACGCGAGCGAGCAGGCAGCUCCCUUUGCUUCCCCUCCCCAGAAAGUUUCAUCAGAGGAAAGGAAGCAGCGCUGGGAGGCAGGCCAGAUCGACUACAUGGGAGACGACUCCUUCGCCAACAUCGAGCGAAAGCUAGACUCCUUCUUAAAGUAGCAUUCAGGAGAGGGCGUGUGUGACGGACAUAGAUACAACCAAUUGAAGCUCCGUGUGGGCGGGGAUUUUAGCACUGCUCAGCCAAUCGCAGGGGCUUUAUUAGCAGGUGACUGUGUGAAAGCAUCUGUGCAACUUUCAACCUCACUCUCUGCGUCCUGUCGACGUGUGUGUAUGAAUGACAGAGAGCAUACGUUUGACACAGUCCCCAUGCACUCAGGCCUUUUGUGUUAUUUCUUUUUAAGGAGUUUGACUUUUCAGUAUAUACACUUUCAAUUUCUUUCAAGAGUCAGGACAGAGGCAGCAGCUGGCUAACUUAGCUUAGCAUUGGAAAUGGCACUACGGACAUUACUCAGUGACUUGCUCACAUAGCGUUCUGUACACAGACCCAGGGGGAAAAGUAAAAUACUUUUUAUAAUCCCACAGAUGUUAACUGUCUGAAUGCUAAAAUGUUUGCCUUGGGCAAAUCUAAUGUUUAAAUCCAAUCUUCCCUGUGAGUGCAGCGCUCCGCUGUUUUCCCCGCAGUGUUGGAUGUAAACUUUGGUUUUGACCCGGACAAACCUUUCUGUUGUUCAGGAAAUACCUUUGUAGAUUCAAUAUGCUGCUGUAGUAAAAAAAAAAAAAAGAAAUAUGUACGAUGAAAUGUACGCCAAUGUUUUGAUUUUCCCUUCCAACAUUUGCUUGUACUAUGCUAUAUGACGAAACACAGAGUAAUGUUCAAAGUGCUGAGAGGCUACCAUCAGCUAGUCUUGCUUUGUCCAGAGGUAACAAAAUCAGCUUGCUAGCCCUUUAGAGCUAACUAGUUACCCGGGUAUACCAUGUUAGAGGGGGUGCAUGUAUUAUUAGCAGACUCUUUCUUGACCAAGACCAGGCACUUUUCUGAAAGAGCAGCUAGUUGCCUCGCAUUUAGAAAUGGUUUGGCACAUAACCUCCCGAAAACAUCAGUUUCUUAGACAAAACAAUCAAAUUUGCAAAAGACUUUCAUUUUGUUUGAACCAGAGACUCUACAUGAUAAUGAGUGAGAUUAGAAAGUGCUGAUGUGUGGAUUGUUUUUUUGUGUUUGGCUGAUGAUAACCUGCACCCCCCCCCCCCCCCCUUUAUGAUAGGUUGUGCUCAGUGAUAGUUUAACCACAUAUGAAGUCGUACUGCUGUACUUGUUAUCAGUCUUUGUCUUGUUUUUUUUUUUAAAGCUCACCGUCGUAUCUAAUCUUUGACAAAGACUCUUGUGGAUUUAUUUUGAAGACCAGUCAUGACCAGAGCUAAAGGGAUUGCCCACACGUCCUUUGUUAUGUAACGUAACUAGGACUGGUUGCAGAACAUCAUGCAUUUGAAAAGUUUCCCACCUUUGACGACUGCAGUGGCAAGCUACUUAAAAGGAUCUCGUGUUAAAUCGAAGGUAGAUUUUGGGUGCAGGGCAUGUGGCGACAAGUUUUUGUUUCUUAAUUAUUUUGCGUGUGAUGAACGAUAAUUUAACAGGCCGAGCAACAUAGUUACCCAACCCUAAGCUAAUGUCGUCUCUGGAAUCAUGGUUAAGUGACCUAAAUCUCUCUUACUCCGGGUGAAGGCUGAUGGAGAAAUAAAAACGGAAGUGGAGAAUGAGUAAUGCCAUUUGACUUCGGUGAAAAUAUUUUGCAUUUCAAUACACUUAAGCACAUGGCAUGGUACCGUUAGUGCUAAUGAACCGGUCCCUGAUGAGUGUAGGUAGUAAAACACAGCAAAGGAGAGUUGAUUAAAAACGGUUAAACGGAUUGAGGCAAGUUUUUGUAUUUUUUUGCUCAUUAGAAAACCAAUGUAUAAUCCCCACUCCUAAAUUUGACCACAUUACCAUUUAGAUAAUCAUCAUUUGGCUCACAUGUUAACAAAGGACAACGACGCCUAUAUAGCAAUGAAAGAGAUGAAUGUAGAGGGAUUAUAAUUUGUAUCUGGGGAGGAGUUUUUGGGAAAAAACCUCCGAUUUUUUUAGAUGAGUUGUCAGUGGUUUGUGUGGAAGCGUAUUGUAUUCACUUUUGAAAAUACAACAAAUUGGCUCUUUCUAUUCCCAAUUAAAGUGAUAUUUAUCUUGUUAUACAAGAAACAGCUUUUGUUUUUUUUUUAAAUUACGAGUUAAGUCGUUAAGAAAACAUUCAGUUUUUUCCAGCAAUGAAACAAUUUUAUUAUUUUAUUAAUCCCGAAUGAAAGAGCUCAUUUUUUAUUUUCUUCAGUGAAUGAAAUAUGCUUCUGUUGGUUUGCAUGUUCUUAAUGUCAUUCCAAGUGUGCUUUGCCAACCUGGACCCAUACUGGUCUAGUUUUAAAAUCCACUCGAUAUGGGGCUUUCCUCGGUCCUGGUCUUGACGCAGUCUUAAUCCAUCAGAGUCUUGGUCUAGAUACUCUCUGGUUUCGGUCAUGUCUUUGUCUUUGUUCAGAUGUUUUUUUUUUUUUUUUUACCAGGAGGCUGACGUGCAGAAGUUGUUUUUAAAUUUCCCUUCCGUAGCUGGAAGGAAGAGAAUAAGUGUACUUCCCAAAAUGUCAGACUACUCCUUUAAGUGUUCUCCUGCAUCUGAUCGGGAUGGGCUCAGUCUUCCAAACCUGUGGAAACUUUCAGCUACAACAAUGACUUGCAAAAAAUUACCAGAGGCAUGCAAAGCCUUUUCCUGAACAGAAGUCAAGAUUCUUGAAUUUUUCCCACAACUCCUCUCCUGCAGUAAAUCACUGCAUCUAAUCCACUUUGAAGUAGAUGUUCCACA